AUGUCGACAUAUAUCGACACCAUACUCCAGAAUCCGCAAUAUGCGGUUCUUUCUGCGAUUUCCCUCAUCACAAUCUUAGUUGUGAACUUCUCUUUCUUCGCUCAUGAAGACAAAUACCCAUUUCUUAUCCCCAAGAAGCCUUUAGAACUGACCGACAGGCGAGUGGUCAAGGAGUUUCUCGCCAACAGCAAGAGUCUCCUUGCAAACGCUCGAACAGUCUAUAAGGAUCAGCCAUACAGGGCUUAUACCGAGAUAGGCAACGUUCUAGUCAUUCCUCCUUCUCCUCUAGCCAGAUUAACGGGCCCCGUCUCUGAAGAAUCGUCCUUAGCAAUCCGCGACUGUCUCACCGACUCAACAGAAUGGCACGCGAUCCGACCCCAAGCAGACCUCAUCCGCGUCGUAUCCCGCGUAUCCUCUAGAAUCUUCAUGGGCGAAGAGCUCUGCCGGGAUGAAGAAUGGAACAGGACUUCAAGCGAGUAUACGCUAUUAGCUUUUAGCUACGGAGGCCAUCUACGAGAAUAUCCCAGAUGGCUCCGUCCGUAUAUCCACUGGUUCCUCCCUCAGUGCUGGGCGAUCCGCGCGAAAUUGAACGAAGCACGACAGUGUCUGAAGCCUCACAUUGAGCGCCGAAAUGCUAUCAAACAAAAGGCGCUGUCUGAAGGGAAGCCGUGUCCUUUCGAUGACUCUCUUGAAUGGUUUGAAAGGGAGUAUGAGAAGCAUGAUCCGGCCAAAGAGCAGAUUGCUGUUUCGAUCGUGGCGUAUCAUACUACAUCUGACUUACUUGCCGAGACGCUUCUCAACCUUUGUCAACACCCUGAGCUGUUUCAGAAGCUUCGGGAGGAGAUUAUUGCGGUCUUGACUGCUGAAGGGGGUUUAACCAAGGCAGCGAUGUAUAACUUGAAGUUGAUGGACAGCGUGGUUAAAGAGUCCCAAAGACUACGACCAAUUAUACUCGGCGCGUUCAGGAGAGUAGCCACGGCGGAUGUCACGCUCCCCAACGGCGAUAUCCUCAAGAAGGGCGACAAGAUCAUCGGAAACAUGUCGCACAUGUGGGAUUCCGACACUUACGACAACGCACUUGAGUUCGAUCCAUAUCGCUUUGUCAAGAUGCGUCAGACAGGCGAUGACAAGAAAGCUCAUCUUGUCAGCACCAGCGCUGAGCAUCUUGGUUUCGGACAUGGUAUCCACGCAUGUCCCGGACGUUUCUUUGCUGCGAAUGAGAUUAAGAUCCUGCUGUGUCAUUUGCUGCUUAAGUAUGACUGGAAGCUACCAGAGGGUUGCACUCCACGGCCUUCUCACUCGGGGUUCAAGCUUCUUGGCGAUUACUCGACGAAUCUUCUGGUUCGACGUCGAACUGAAGAGUUGGACAUUGAUUCUCUUUCUAGGUCAUAA
Molecule: messenger RNA, 1392 nt
Organism: Fusarium subglutinans
Lineage: Eukaryota; Fungi; Ascomycota; Sordariomycetes; Hypocreales; Nectriaceae
Product: ent-kaurene oxidase
Exons: 4
Coding region: 1-1392 (463 amino acids)
Molecular function (GO): oxidoreductase activity, acting on paired donors, with incorporation or reduction of molecular oxygen; monooxygenase activity; heme binding
Source: RefSeq, a predicted model, not a curated record